This is a messenger RNA of Daldinia caldariorum, 1275 nucleotides long. RefSeq names its product putative hyoscyamine 6-dioxygenase. The record is from RefSeq and is a predicted model, not a curated record. The transcript is spliced from 2 exons. The coding region runs from base 152 to 1219 and encodes 355 amino acids. Lineage: Eukaryota; Fungi; Ascomycota; Sordariomycetes; Xylariales; Hypoxylaceae.
AUGGUAAGAAUGGCGUGAUUAGGUGGACUUCUACUAGAUUGGCAUACGCAUCACCAUUAGCCAAGCUCACAUUAAUAGGUUAAAACUCUCAUGAUAAAGUUAUUUAUACUAGGGCCGAUCGUCUAAGUUAUUCAUAUUCCAAAUUUAGACAAUGGCAACAUCGUUCAACGAAAUCCCCUUAAUAGACCUUUCGCAAGCAAAUGACACAUCAACUAACCCUAAGCUGCUAGAUAGUCUUCGUUAUGCUCUUACAGAAGUUGGCUUUCUAUAUGUAUCGAACCAUGGCGUCCCAGCAGUCGCUAUCGAUGAGUUGGUCAAUGCAUUGCCCACACUUUUCGAGUUAAGUAAGGAAGUUAAGAAGACUGUUGCAUUGGAGAAUUCGCCGCAAUUUUUGGGGUAUAGCGGGGUUGGUAGUGAGAAUACGGGUGGUAAAGAAGACCAACGGGAGCAAUUUGAAUUUGCAACGGAGCUUACAGAAAUAUGGCGCCCUGGUCUUCCAUUGUACGAACGCCUACGAGGUCCUAACCAGUGGCCAACAGGAUAUCCAAAACUCCGGUCUACGGUAGAAACCUAUAUACGAGAGCUCACUGCCUUGGGAGAGCGGUUUCUGGAUCUUGUCGCUCAGGCAUUAUCUCUUCCCUCUGGGACUUUUCAUCCGUUUCUAUCAGACCAGCAUCGCUUGAAACUGGUGCAUUAUCCUGCAUUGCCAGAUGGCGACCCUACAAUAUCUCGACAAGGUGUUGGCCCUCACAAGGAUUCUUCCGGCUGGUGGACGUUCUUACUUCAGGCAUCGCCUCCUGAAGUCAAAGGGCUUCAGGUCCUCAACAAAGCUGGAGAAUGGGUUGAUGUCCCGGUAGUGCCUGGGACUUUCGUGGUGAACAUCGGUCAAGCUUUCGAGGUGGUAACCAAUGGGAUAUGCAAAGCCACCACACAUCGCGUUCUCUCCGGUCCCCAUGAAAGAUACAGCGUGCCCUUUUUUCAGGGCGUCCGUCGUAAUCUCACAAAAUCUGAAGCGGCUGGCUCUCUCAAGUCUCAUUUUGACACUCUUGAUAUUAGCAGAGAAUCUGAGGAAGGGCAUGCAAUCGACUCCGCGUUCUUAAAGGGAAAAUAUGAUACUUGGGGUGAGUCUCAGCUGCGGACCAAGGUGCGAAGCCAUCGCGAAAACGGCAAGAAGUUCUACCCCGAAGUAUACGAGCAGUAUAUCAACGACGACGCGUAAAGUAGGCCGCACACAUACCAGGUUAUCAAGGGCGGAAACAUUUGAAUGUUCAUCGC